GUUGACGUUAAUUGUUCGCGUUUACGUGCAGUUUGUGUCGUAACGACGAACGGCAAAGUGCCUGACUGCUCUCAGAACCGAUUAAUUUAUUUGCAAUGAAAUUCAGCCGAAUAAUUUUGUGAUAGAAGUGUGAUUCAUUUCUUACGAAUUUCAGCCACUCGUCCGGUUCCAUUGCUUAUCUUGUUUCGAGCUAAUACCUGUUAAGUUUCAUACGUCAAUCUCAUCGUCAUAAUACACUACGAAAUCCGUUUGAGGAAAAGUCUCCACGCAGCAGUUUGUAUCAAUUCCAUUUCGUAAAGCAGUCUAAGACGAUCUAAGAUGAUCUGAGUAAUUCUAAGAAGAUAAUUUAAUUUCCCCGAGCAUACUCUAGUGAUGUAAAGUUUUUUAAACGAAAGCGCAGGACGAUUGAAUACCAAGCUCUAAUCAAUUCUUUUACAACAGUCUAACGGCCACGAAGAAAAUCAAUUUAAUCUCUCCGAGUUGACAUUUCUGACCGUUCACUUGAUUGAAAAUUUAUGAGACUAAACUCCACUUCUGACAAAUGCAACUCAUUCUCGGUCAAGUAGAUUUUGUGCGACAUUGUGUAUCUAGAAAAAAAAAAAGAAAAACUGCUCUGUCGCUAAAGCCCCUCGUGACAUCUUAGACGGGCACUAACGUUUGUGCUUCUGACCCUACGUCAUGCCAAAGGGGUAGGCAGCGUGUCAGUAAAGAAUGUCAGGUAGCUUACGAUUAGAUCCAGCUUUAAAACAGUAAAUAGCCUGUCGGAGGCGAUAAACCAUACCUUACGUUAGGCUAAGGCUUCAAACCUUUUCAUUUUAUCGACUGGCAGAAGAGUGUAAUAUCCACUCAUCUAUCUAUCUAUCUAUGUAUCUAUCCAUCUAUCUGUAUAUCUAGUUACCUGUCUGUCCAUCUAUUCGUCAGGGUAAUUUUUUGCCGUACAACCAAUGUGAUUAACGAAGAGCUUGCCGAAUUGACAGUACAGACUACGGUAGGGAUAAAAUUCUGACGUCAAACUCGAAAUAUUUCCCCUCUAACUGUGGUCAGUGAAUAUAUACGUUCGUACAACCGAAGAGAAUUGGAGUUGUGGAAGAACGCACUUUGAUAAAUUACUAGAAAAACGUACGAAGCUGAAACCGAGGAGAGAAGAAUUGUAUUAAAACCGUAAACAACGAAGAAACAAGGAGAGAAAAAUGGGGAAGAAGAAUAGUAAGCUGAAACAGGACACCAUCGACCGGCUGACAACGGACACAUAUUUUACGGAAAAGGAGAUCAGGCAGUGGCACAAAGGAUUCCUCAAAGAUUGCCCAAACGGUCUCCUCACAGAGCAGGGUUUCAUCAAAAUCUACAAACAAUUUUUUCCGCAAGGCGAUCCGUCCAAAUUUGCUUCUCUCGUCUUCAGAGUCUUCGACGAAAACAGUGAUGGCACCAUCGAGUUCGAAGAGUUUAUAAGAGCGCUUUCCGUGACGUCUAGAGGAAAUCUUGAUGAAAAAUUACACUGGGCAUUCCGUCUGUACGACGUCGACAACGACGGGUUCAUCACGAGGGACGAAAUGUACAACAUUGUCGAUGCGAUAUAUCAGAUGGUGGGGCAACAACCUCAGGCCGAGGAUGAAAAUACACCUCAGAAAAGAGUGGACAAGAUUUUCGAUCAAAUGGAUAAAAAUCACGACGACAAACUGACACUCGAAGAAUUCCGAGAAGGAAGCAAAGCCGACCCAAGAAUCGUCCAGGCCUUGUCCUUGGGCGGCGAAUCCCUAGGCCCUUAGAGGAAGGUGUUCAAGAUUUCACAAGCCUGCCGAAUCUUCCGAACCUCUACACUUCGGUAUUCUCAGGUAUUCAUUAUCAAUCGAUGGCCCGAGUCAAAUAGAAAUAUUCAACGAGACGAUUCCCGUAUCUUUGAUAACAUUUGGCCGUCGUCACUCAGCCCCUCGCGUACACCCAACGAAGUUACAAGUUGGAGAAAAGAGAAAAGACAAGAAGAAGAGUAAGAACAAAAUUGGACAGUUAUUCGCAUCGACGAGAUUCGGAGAGUGGACGAAUAAUUACCGGAGGAUUAUACCAGCCACCUUGCAACUCUUAUAAGGCCAGAGAAGCGAAUCGAAGGUAUAUAGUUCACUCCGAGUCCUCGUAGAUAAUUUUUUGUUUAUCCUCUCGAUCGACGUUCAUAUUAUCGCGGUUGUGCAUAAAUUGAUUAACAGUCACGAGUGGCCAACUAACUCCUCGAAACUGCUUGACAUCAAAAAACGAAAUCCGUUGAAAGACCGCUGGCUUAAGCACCAGAUGAAUCAACCUCGAACCCAACGUUCAGGAUAUCACUGUGACCUUUAAGGGAUCGAUGAACCUCGUGAGGAUCGUUGAAGAGGCAGAGAAUUUUUCAACACCCACUCCGAAGGUUCGCCUCAGGCUCCACCCAGACUAGAAAUCCCAUUUUACAAAUUAGGCGCAGAGUUUCCAAACCUGUAAACAGGAUUGUGUCUGCGAUUGAGAGCGGUGACAGCCACAGUCAUGACAACGGUCAAACCUUCAACCGCGCCCGUUAACACACGACAAGCGAUGUAAGCCCUGUCAGAAACGUCGAUGGCAACCAACGUGACGCGAUUUUCACGGAUUAGUAAUAAGCGAUGGAAAACUUGUCCUCCGGAGUGUUGGGCAGACGGAGAGAGGAUAUUGGCCAUUAGCUUUUUCGCGAUGUCGGAAAUCGCAGAUGAAGAUAUAAACGCUGCAACAUAGAUGCAUAGGGCAUGGAGUGAUAAAUUUUCGUCGGGUAAUUGAAAAAUCGUUUUUCGAUGCGUUUGAGUAGAUUUAUUUUCAUCGCGAGAGGUUCGCCGGUGAAGGGAUGAUAUCGAUAUCGUAUUAUGCUGCGUCCAUGGCUUGGAUCACACGCCCACGUACCAGGGAGCUCCCCUUUCGAUUGUAGGUAACCUCGGGCAGAUAAAUUUCGAGGGGUUUCUCCGCCCCGGUUUUUCCGUCUUUGACUCUUUGAGCUGACACGGAGCCACGGUUGGCAGUACAGUAUCGUUGGGGCGUGGGCUUUUUUCACUCCUAAGUGCACGUUCGUACCCGCUAAUGCUCAAGUGCGUUGUGCUUACGCAUUUCAGCGUGGUUGGGAGCGUGAAUAACGAUAAAUUGGAAGGAGAUCCCGAGUAUCGAUAAGCCUGCAGUGAGAAAAUAUUUCAUCCGGCACCUCGAUUUGAAUGCGGAAACUUUUACCUUUCACUCGUUAGUCAAUUCUAUUGCAAAAACAGGUGUUACUUCAUUAUUUAUUUCGGUUAAAACGAUAUCAAAUAACCCAUGUAUUCAUUCACCUACGCGCACGAUUCGAAGCUUUCGGAAAGGAGUUACGGUCAUCAAAUACGAAGGUCACAAGCGGGCAGGUUAGGAACUCCUCUUCGAAGAGAUCGGUCUUCAAGUAUCCUUCUUUCCCGCUUUGUCGACGAACAAUGAGGAACUAACCGGUACAUCGACAAUGAGAAAAGUACGAAUUUCUGCAGCAAAGAGCAAACUGGGGGGAGAACAAAGGCAGGUCGGAGCAGGAGAAGAGAUGGGACUCCGGAGUAUAACCGUCGUUUCGCAUAUUACACAGGCUAUAAAAGAUACUUAAAAAUGAUAUAACCUUUUUUCUACCUACGCACGUUGUUCCUAAAUUACGGCUUACCUGGCUAUUUGAAGAAAGUACAGUAUAAUUAAUGCCGGGAAUGCCGGUCGCAAAGAAUGUUUAACUGAAUGAAACCAUUGAGUCUUCAAGUAUUCGUCAGAAAAAUUGUUUCGCCACGACCUCAAAUUAUACCUGUGCCUAAUACGUAUUGAGUGGGAGACGCGGAGCAAAAUUGUUAUUUUGAAUAAAAUUUUCCACUUCCUUUGCGCGUGUGAUGAAAUUCUUCCACGCAAAUUCUUCAUUCUUUUUUAAUCUCCAGUUCAGAACGAACAAAAUGUGGAUAAAUUCUUGCUAUUGAAAUACUCUUGAAAAUUAAGAAGAAAUCAAAAAGAAGAGCCCUCGUAUAUACUAUCAUCCAACCUUGCGCCAACUAAUGAUCUACAGCAGCCUUACGAUAAGCCAUGCCUGAGCUAACAUCGGCAAAGUCGACGGCGGUAUAAAGUAUGCUCGGAAGAAUACUUUCCCAAAUGGUGAAAGUAAUUCGAGGGAGAAGCCGGUAACAUUCACCUCACCCCUGAACCAGAGUGGCACAUCGCAGCCGUGGCACUGCUACGCCAUCCAAGUUCCCCUCGGGACUGGAAGUUAAGACCGAGUUGCCAGUGUUACUCGAAUUACUCGAAUCAACGGAGUUUGAAGGGGGCGCAGCGCUGUUUAACUUCAACUACGCAGGAAAAGACUUUCGCAGUCUGUACAUAUCGGUAUUCGCUGUCGGAUUAUGUUCACCUAGCCGUCGCUCUGAUUGUCACUGGUCAACAGUGGUUUUCUUGCCCUUGAUAUUUUUUAGUGGUCUGUGAAAGAAUUGAUGUCGACGACCCUAGAAGUAUGCGUACUUUUUAGAUAUUGGCUCUAGUUUUUCAUUUUAUCAACAAUUUCGUACAUGACUAUUGAAAGCAUUUUUUUUUUUCUUUCAAUACCUAAAGUUUAUCAAAAAAUACCAUCAAUAGCUUUAGUUGUACUUACUUUAUUCGGACAACAGUGAAAAAAAUAUAGAAAACAUGAUACUUUGUUGUUACCCCGAUGAAAAAGAGGGUACCCCACGGGUUUAGCCAACAGGGGAGUUAUUAGGGUGUUGAAUUUUUUUUUCACACGCGCAUCAAAAUUUCGGUACUGCAUCACAAACAAAUCAUCUCAGUCAAAUAUGAUUUCUUGAUUUUUGCCAUUUUCGAUUUAAAUAGCUCGCAAAAAAAAACUAAAAAACUUUCCAAUAUUUUUCUCUCGUAAACGGUUUGACUUAUAAACUAUCUGAAUAUAGAUUCUGAUAGAAAAUUUCACGCUCCAUAAAAAAGUACCGAGAUAGAAUUUCUCCAACUCUAACCGACGAGUGUCUGAAUUUUAACCUCUGAAGCAAGUCUCUAAACGUGUUCUAUCAGUAUUUGUAUAUCUAGGUUUGGGAUUCCUUGUAGUAUGAGACAGAAGACCCGUGAGUGGUAAUGUAAGCAAGCACGGUUAGAAAAAACAUGUUCUAGCAAGUCGACUAAAAUUCUUGGGUUGACUUGACCAUUUUUUAGUGUAUGGCUAAGUGAAGAAAAAAUUAAAAAUUACAGCUUAAACGUUGAUACGACAGUUUAAACGUAAAAUUUACAAAACUGUGUAUUGUAUUCAUUAACAGAAAUGUGAAAAAUUACACAAAUAUAAAGUAGACCUGCUGGGACAUUACGUCUAAUUAAAUUUUUCCAACAGUGUAUACACAUUAAAUACAUGCAAUAUGCAAAUUGUUAUUUGUUAGAAAUAUCACCCCGCAGAAAUUGGACGAGACAGAUUUUCGAAUGAAUUCCCUCUUGUUCGUAUAAUAAUUUUACCAACUGCUGAGGCGAAAAACGUCAUUUGGCAAAGAACUCUGACAAUUAUUGCAAUAUACCAUAGGUAAAAUAUUCCGUUAGUUUAUCGUCGGUAGCAAUGGGGUUAUGAAUUUUUGAGGAUUGUUUCCGCAAGGAAUCCGGCUGGUCAAUUCAUCGGUCCAUCAGGUCAACAUAGCGUACGGCCUAAUCCUGUCGCUUAAAAAAAAACUUUCGAAGACAUUCAAAAUUGGCCUACCGAGCAUCGCGACGUUACCGGGUUAAAGCCUUCAGCGCACCUUUCCCGAUGUGCGUGAUUUUUCUAUAUCAAGUCCUGGUUGUUACGAUAUUUUACCUAUUUGAAAUAUAACUUUUAACCUAACAAUAAUAACAAUAAUAACAACAACAAUAAUAAUAAUAAUAAUAAUAAUAAUGUCGGUAGCAAUAAUUGAAUUAAAAUUGAUAAGCUAAGAAUAAGAAACAAUUUAACGCCACACGCAAGAAUCAAGCUGGCACUGCAACUUAAUUAAGUAUUUGCAAAGUCUACGUAAUAAUAUGCUAUUGGUACAAUUGUUGAAUAGUUGCAUGUCUAAGACUUACGAUGUGUGAUUUCAUAAAUGAUAAAAUGAUCCGGAGUAAAAGUAAAGUGAAUGAAAAAAAAGUCUAGUAGUAUAUAGUAAGUAAGUUUUCACUUUUUAAUAGGUACGUAAGAUGUUUCGGACAAACCGUCGUGAUCAAACCCCCGCCUGCAACACCUUUUUGACGUUAGUUAACAUUAGGAGUGGAAAAAUUGUUAUUCAAGUAGAGAAUUGAGCGUAAAAUUUAUCUGAAAGUAGAUUAGUUAGGCUAACGUUGAGCGUAGAUCGUUGGUCGGAAGGUGAAUUCGAUACGAAGUAGUAUGUCUCGUUCCUUAGAUUGAAAUAGAAGUCGUCGGUCAGAUCCAGUGGACCUGGAUCAAUAUAACACGUCAUUAAGGAUUAAUACUCAAGAUGCAAACUCUACGCGGAACGGUAAUUUCUAAACUGGCUUGCCAAAUAAUUCUAGACAACAUUUAUUAUUUUCCAUAUUAAGGUAUUAUUGGAUGUAUAUUACCAACCAAAACUGAGUCUCGGUGAGAAUAUUGAACACUUUGCGGUGAGAUGGAAAUCUGGAAAAAAUCAACAACCAAGUUGAUAAGACAAUUCGCUUAGAAUAAUGAUAAUUCCAAAAAGUUGUUGAUGAAUGGUUGCAAUAAAAAUUUGUCUCGCAAAUCUCUAGUGAAAUUUUUUAUAUUUUACAUAAAAUGAUUUCAUUGAUUUUUCUGAAUACCUAUGAAUUUUUUUGAAAUUUUCGAGGAUUUUGAAUAAUUCAACUUGCAACUUAUCAACUCGAUUAUGAUCGAUUUUGUUGAGAUUUUUAUCUUAUCGCAAAGUAAUCAAUAUUCUCACCGAGACUCACUUUUGUUUGAGAAUAUCCGCCCAAUGAUACCUUAAAGCUACGACGUGGUUAAAAUUGAAAAUCUGCAUUUCGCUAUAAGAACGAGGUUGAUACUGACAAAGAUUUUGAAGUUGUUUAAAUUCACCAUAUUUUUUUGGACAAUUCUCAUCAGUCCAAUCAAUCUAUAAAUUCAUGGCUGGUUAAAUUAUUGUUCAAACUGCAUCUACACUUGUGACUUAUAGGCGAUUGAUUGACCCUUUUUGAUCAGAAAAGAGCUAUGAGAUGAGAAAUCCCCUAGAAAUAGCGCACGAUAUAUUCUCUGUGGCAAAAACUUUGGCUGUAUUAUCGGCGAGUGAAUUAAGAGGCAUACGAGUACAUACAAUGGUGACACGUAAUUAUUACUCCUUACGUAAAUAUUGUAUUACUACUCGUAGCUACCUAUAUUUAUUGUAGAUAUGAUACUAGCUUAUACCUCCUAUGAAGAGCUAGUACGAUAAGUUGAAACAGGCGGGAAGGAAUGACAUAACUUGGACUAUUUUCUAUAAAACUAACUAAUAUACCGCGUAACAAGAUUUAUAGCUGCUUAAUUCUUGUGGCAUAGUGUGGCCGGCUGGUUCUUCGCGGUUAAUAAAUUAGGGGGAGUUUAAUUCGAUAGUACUUACUGAAUAAUUAUUGGAAAAAAAAAAAAUGCCUCUAUGCAUAAUAUAGUGUUAAGAACUUUCGUAGAAAUUAAUUCAAUUUUAUCGAGUUUUACAUUAAGAUUAUCAUGAAGCACUUCUAAAUCUUCUAACGUUUAUCACACGCGCGGUAUUCACUUAUAUAACAAUCACUGAUUGUCAGUCUGGCUGUAAAAUUUUUGACGGCAAGAAAAUUUUUGUUUUUUGUAUGCAAUUGUCUUCGCAUACCAUACAAAAUGAGCAUGUUACGACAGGCCUUUUCUCGAAUAGCUCCACCUACAUUAAUUUACACAUAUCUCCAAAAACUGCCGCCUCCAAAUCCGUGCAAGCCUCCGAGAUCUACCGUGUACGUAAAAAUAGUCGACGCGUUUUUCAACUUUCUCCAACGGUCGAAUAUUUCCCGAAUUUAAAAUUCAGAAGUUUUAAUUACCCUGCGAAGAUUCUAAUCGUAGUCCGAUUAGUCUCGCACGAAUCGAUCGCAACUCGCAAUCUCAAUGGUUAAUUUUACGUUUCGGGUAGCAGCAGCAGCAACGGCAUCUAUGGUAAGCAGUAGUGAUUCAUUCCUCGGUGAUUCUCUAGUAAUCAGCUUUUACGUGAGGUCUGACUGUAAUUUACGAGACAAUUUUGGGAAAUACAACGCCGCUGUUUCAUUGUACUUACGCCGCGUCGCCUAUUGGGUAUAUUUUCACGGAGCGCUAUAUACGCAGUAGGGGUAUGUAAUUCAUGUCUAUUAAACGUAGAAAACAGUUAUAAAUACUAUACUUGUACACCUACUAUAGUGAUAAUAAUAAUGAUAAUGAUAACGACAUAACAACAACAACAACAGCAACAACAACAACGACAAUGAUUGUUUUACAAAUGAAAUUAAUUCUUAAUCACCGUAUUUAAUAGCAAUAAUAAGAAUAAAUAUGUUGAUACCGUCGGCACCUCACCGCAGAAUGUUAAACGAUGUCGAAAAACCGCGUCUGUGACAAUAAUCCUAAUUUUAAUAAGACGUAUUCAAAUACAUGUAUUUGAUGAUCACAGUGUUAUAUUAUUGAUGAUAAUGAUAACGAUAAUGAUAAUUAUAAUGAUAAUUAUAAUGAAUAACGAUUGACGAUUACGCAAUAAUAUAGGAAGUAAAUAAUUGAGGACAUAUAGUAUAUUAUGUUGUACGCGUAUAACUGAUAUAAAAUAUUAUAAUUACAAUUAGUAUAAGAUGCAAUUCAUACGAUAGUACGACGUAUUCGAUAACGAACGAAAUUUGACGUGAACGUCUGUGCUUUGCUCGAUCCGUUGCUCCUUUUUCAAUCGUGGCUUUAUGCAAACGCACCUCAGAAUCAGACACAAUUCCACCCUCGUGAUCUUAGAGCGGCUUCUUUCGUCGCGUCGUCCCUCGAUUCAUUGUGUUUAUCGAACGGAAUAAAGGAAUGAAUAAACGAUUCCGACUAGCAUGUCGAUAAAGUAAAGCUCGGCCAACCUUUCCGUACAUAUCCAUACGUAUGUACGGCGCCGAUCUCGCUUAUCUUAUACUUUUCCUGUUUUUCUCUUACUUCUCUCCUCUCCUUCCGUCAUCGAGUAAGAUCCUUUCAGUUUUUUUCACCUCCUUCCUCGCAUCCACGACACGUGUACUGUCUUUUACGUAUAUACCUAUUUUAUCACAUGUAAACGAGUGAGCGAUGGUAUCGGACUCGCAGGAACGGCGAAAUGGCGGCGCUUCCUAAGAAAAAUUCGAGGAACAGCCGCGUGACAGCUUCGGGUGCUUUCAAAUGCAAAUAAAAUGUUACGUAGUUCCUAUCAAGAAUUUUACGAUCCCUUUUUUUCUCAUCGUUUUUAUCACCGCUCUCCUACUCACUUUCCGCUUCUCCAGCCCUCCGUGCUUUCGACCUAUACUACAUAUAUACCUAUCCGCUUUAAAAGGCGAUCCAGUGACGCUCUCAAGGAGAAAUUUGAGAACUCUCUACUUUCCUGCCGUUACUUGAGUAACGUUUCAUGACUAAAUUACAUUUCGUUGCCGAUAUUCGUUGGCACGGACAUCAUUUUUUUUGUUUCACGCGUGCACACGCAUCACGGAACCUUUCACAGGGAAGAAUCGAUCGAUCCGUGUAGAUAUUUUUCGCAAUCUCAUUUAUGAUUCUAAACAAUUGUCCGCAAACAAACAAUUGAAAGUAGAAGUUGUCGGGAGUUUUCGAAACUCAUUUUUUCUCUUGCAAGGACGACUUCGUUUACUCAACGAGAAAUCAAUGCAGGCGUGGCGGGUUCUCGAUUCGCUACGUGAUGUAAAUGGAAAGUAGAGUUUCUCCGAUGAAUUACUCGCCGAAAAUGAAAUCACUUCGAAAAUAAAUCGGUUUCCAUUUUUCCAAUACUCGAUAUUUAUAGCUUAAAGGUCUGCCAAAUUUCACCUAUACACCGUACCAUCGGGAUCGGAGUCGUAAAAAUAUCACAGAAUAAUCGCUUGCGUGAGAUGUUGAACAAAACCGAUAUUAUAUCCUUACCCCGCUGAAUCUUUAUACGUAUAAGUAUAUACAUUAAUGCAGCGCGCCUACAUAUAUACCGUACUCGUCGGAUAUUCAAGACUUGGAAAACUGUCUUGCGAGCCUGAUGCCUUAUUCUCAUACGGAAGCAGCAACGGGAAUUAUUAUUAUUAAAUUAAAAACUCGGCAGCAUUCAAAAUAUUUACCACUCGGUUGCAUUUCGGAUACAUUUAUCUGUCAUCGGUAUUGUUGAUAAUAUAAAUCCUUACUUAUUCAGAAAACUGUCGCCGCCAUCACCCUCCGCCACGCCGCGCCCCAAUACCGCGGGAAUUUAAUUGCCUCUAACACGUCGCGCAAACCGCAAACCGCAAAGUGGAUUUGGCGGGGCUCGACGGCGAUGGUUAAGCAACUAAAAUACUUAAGCGGGGUUUCCAGUUGGCUAUGUUAACUCGUUAAUAGCUAAGAAUGGGAUGAGUAAGGUUUCGCAGUUAUGCCCAAAAAUACAAGCGUAAUCGCAUAUGCUCUUGAAAGUGUUAUUAUACGUAAUUCUUACUCUUCGUUGCUGAGCCGUAAGCGGUGUUCGAAAUUGUAAUGCCCAGUGCUGGUAACACUUGAGAGUGUCACCGAGUUCUCCCGACACACUUCUAGGCUGCGGUUCAAAGCAGAAUCAGAGUCGACAAGGACUCGAGUACUUGACAUUUUCAAUUUUGGGUAUGAUCCUCACACGUACUUCCACCUUACACAUGCUUACGAGAUAGGUGGAGCACAUUCAUAAUUAUACACUAUGCGUACAUGACGGUUAUAAUAAUUAACGGUCCAGCGUGAAAUAGUUUGAUUUAUCGUACUGUGUAUUUUUAUCUGUAUCGAAAGAUCGUUGUUGUUGUCGUUGUUGUUUUUAUUAUUAUUCCUAAGUAUAACAUUAAUUUUUCUUUUAUCAUCAUCCUCGUCGUUUUAUUAACAACGUUUUGUUUCAUGAACUUUCUGUGAUAAUUAUUAACAAUCAAUAUUACAAGAAAAAUGAGUGAAACGCAAUAAGAAAUCAUGAAGUAAAUUAAAUAAUAAUAAUAUAAUUGGAAAAUAUAAUAUAAAAAGAACUUAAGAAAAAAAAAAAAAAACGGAAACUAAAAUAUGAAAAGAAAGAAGAGAAAAAUUUUGCCGUGUCUUGCUAGAAUUAAUAAUAAUUAUUAUAGUUUGUAUCGUAAUAAAAGCUGAUCUGUUGAAUGUUACGCCUUAUAAUGUAUACCUAUGUUGACGUUGUCCGUUCUCAAAGAAAUUAAUAAACGCAUAAUAUAUUGUUAUUUUGUAUGAUCGGUAAUCUGUUUUUUAAACGAUACGAUAUCGAGAUUAUAUGCCCAAUUGAACAUUAAAUAAAUGAAA
Neodiprion virginianus is the source of this 11353-nucleotide messenger RNA. RefSeq names its product frequenin-1. Lineage: Eukaryota; Metazoa; Arthropoda; Insecta; Hymenoptera; Diprionidae. The transcript is spliced from 8 exons. Gene Ontology annotation, molecular function: calcium ion binding; calcium sensitive guanylate cyclase activator activity. The record is from RefSeq and is a predicted model, not a curated record. Bases 1191 to 1766 code for a protein of 191 amino acids.